UUUUGUUUGCUUGAUUCUUGGGAUUUUAAUUCAUUGACGGUGGAUUAAAUUGUUUGUCAUUUCAAUUGAUUUGUGUCCGCAAAUUAAAUUGAUUAUGAGUGUUUAAGGAUUUUGGUCAUCACAGUGUUUUAUUGUGGACAUUGACAGUUAUUGUAAAUAACAAUUUCAUCGACCCAACAAAAGGAAAAUCUAAAACUGAAUUUUUUGUUUUUUGUUUUGAUUGUUUAUUUUGUUGUAUCUUUUUGACAAUAUGUAUAUACAUCAAAUACCUGUAAUUAAUACUCUACUUGAAAGAGUUUAUCUCAGCAAUUUACUAUCUGUUUGGAUAAUUCUUAUUUUAAACAGUUUCGAUGGUCUUGAUUGUCUAUCUAAUGAUGAAAUUGAUAGUCAUCUUGAAUUGGGAAAACAAAUGGUAGCCAGAGGACAAUAUAGUGAUGCAUUGUCUCAUUAUCAUGCUGCUAUUGAGGCGGAUCCCAAGAACUAUUUAACUUACUUCAAACGAGCAACCGUUUAUUUAGCAUUAGGCAAAUCUAAACCAGCUUUGGAAGAUUUAAAUCAAGUCAUUCAGUUGAAGCCAGAUUUUCAAUCAGCUCGAUUACAACGAGGUGGAGUUUUGAUGAAACAAGGAUUCCUUGAUGAAGCUCAUAUUGAUCUUGAAUGGGUGUUGAGAGCUGAUCCUUAUAAUGAAGAGGCAACUCGAUUGUACACUUCAAUCGAACCAGUGAAACAUGAUCUUCAAAAUGCUUACUUACUCUAUAACGAUGAAUCUUGGCCAAUGGCUAUUGACGUUUUAACCAAAUUAAUCCAUGAAUUACCUUGGGAUGUUAAACUUCGUGAAAUGAGAGCUACUUGUUUUGAAAAUGUUGGUGAUUAUUUCAACGCAAUCAGUGAUUUAAGAGCAUCAACCAAGUUAAAAGUAGAUAACACUGAUGGUUAUCUAAAAUUGAGUAAACUUCAUUACAAUAUUGGUGAUGUUGAAGAAUCUCUAACAACAAUUAGAGAAUGCCUUAAACUUGAUCCAGAUCAUAAACAAUGUUGGGAACAUUAUAAGAAGGUUAAAAAGUUAGCCGGACAUUUUAAAUCGAUGAAUGAAUUUUCACAAACAGAACAAUUUAACGAAUGUGUUACCAAAGCAAAUGCUGCUCUUAAAGUGGAAUCACAAGUUAUCAACAUUGUACAAUUAAUCAAGAAAAAAUCGUGUCAUUGCCUUUCAAAGCUCGAAAAUCCACCCCAAGCCAUAGAAGUUUGUACAGAAGCUUUAGAACUCGAUCCAAACGAUGCAGCUACUCUCUGUGAUAGAGCCGAUGCUUACCUUAACAAUGAAGAUUUCGAUCGAGCACAAGCUGAUUUCGCUCGUGCCCGUGAAAUUGAUCCCGAUCUUAAACGAGCCCAAGAAGGUUUGAAAGGUGUCAAAGGACGUCAGCGUCAAGCUAGAGACUAUUAUAAAAUACUCGGAGUUAGAAGAAACGCCGGUAAAAAGGACAUAUUAAAAGCUUAUCGAAAAUUGGCCCAAAAAUGGCAUCCUGAUAAUUUCCAAGGAGACGAAAAAGUAUCAGCUGAGAAGAAAUUUAUCGAUAUUGCUUCAGCCAAAGAAGUUCUAACCGACCCGGAGAAGAGAAGAAAAUUCGAUGCCGGAGAAGAUCCAUUAGACCCUGAGUCUCAAUCUAAUCAAGGAUUUAACGGAUUUAAUCCAUUCCAUUUUCAACAAUUCGGUGGAAAAUAUACUUUCACCUUUGGAUAGUCUCUCACAAUCAAAUUAAUUACCUGUGUUAUAAUUUAAUUUGGAAACAACAAAACUCUAGUAACAAAAAGAAACACAAGCAACUCUUUCCCUUACCAAUCAUUGAAUUACUGCUGAAUCAAUAAGAUAAUUGAAUGAUUUGUGCAAUCAGAGAGAUUCAAAGCAAUUAACUUAAUGAUUGUUCAAAAAAAAAGAGAAACUAAUCAUUUUGUAUUGAGAUGAGCUAAUCAUCACAGAGAUAAUCACUAAUCUUGUAAGAUGUGUAAAUACCUUAUUUAUCAAUAACUAAAUGAAUCUUUAUUUAAUCAAAUUGUAAUAAACUUUAUUGUCUCAUUUUGAUGAUUUUCA
This is a messenger RNA of Panonychus citri (citrus red mite), 2089 nucleotides long. RefSeq names its product dnaJ homolog subfamily C member 3-like (gene P58IPK). Gene Ontology annotation, molecular function: protein-folding chaperone binding; misfolded protein binding. The record is from RefSeq and is a predicted model, not a curated record. NCBI's taxonomy places the organism in Eukaryota, Metazoa, Arthropoda, Arachnida, Trombidiformes, Tetranychidae. The transcript is spliced from 6 exons. Gene Ontology annotation, cellular component: endoplasmic reticulum. Bases 251 to 1741 code for a protein of 496 amino acids. Gene Ontology annotation, biological process: protein folding in endoplasmic reticulum.